GCAUGAGGAUGGCGCAUCGCCCGUGGGGAGUUUGUUAUCGGUUCAUCCCCUAGUUUCUUUAUCGAUUCGAUUUCUUUCAACACGCACGUUUAACAUGAUCGCAUCGUGUCAUGGGCUUGAGUGAGGGGGAUAAUCUAUUGAAGCCCAGGAAAGGCGAAGGGCGGAGGGGAAGUUGUACUAUACGGUAUACGCAAGGACAAGAAGCAGAGAAGAGAAACAGCAGAUAUGUACAGUACGUUUUUGUGUAGAUGUGUAGAUGGGUAUCUAUGUAUGAGGGAAAGUGUCACUUGCUUGCUAGUUAUCUGUAGGUGCAAAAGAAAAAAGCCCUCCCUCAGGAAUACGUUUGCCCUCAACCUCUGUCCUUCCCGCCUUGCACACUUGCUCAGUAGUUGUUACUGUGAUCUGGUGGUCGGAUUCCCUUGCAUCGAGUUAUCCGGGUCUGGCAUCCUUGCGGGUUGGAUACUGUAUUGCUUGCUUGAGGUGAACACUGUCGAUCUUUGGAUAUUUGUCUGGUCGGGUUCUCUUUUGGGGGCGAAAGUAAUAAACAAAACAUCUUUCCAUUCCCUGUGGGCCAGGCUGGUUUGGUCCCUUUACAAGACCACUACAAAAUUGAUUGAUCUUUUUUUUGGGCUUUUGUUAUACGAUCUGGGUGGGUGUAAAGUAUACACAUACUUAUAACGUGUUGGGGAUCAACAUUGCACGUAACACUCUGCACAGCACAGUACAGAAUUAUACAGACACAACUCGUUGAGGCCGAAUU
This is a messenger RNA of Aspergillus uvarum CBS 121591, 760 nucleotides long. RefSeq lists its product as uncharacterized. The record is from RefSeq and is a predicted model, not a curated record. Lineage: Eukaryota; Fungi; Ascomycota; Eurotiomycetes; Eurotiales; Aspergillaceae. The transcript has a single exon. The coding region runs from base 226 to 678 and encodes 150 amino acids.